AUGUUUCCUAUCAGAUUUAUUCGUUCCUAUUCAACUGGACGAACACGUGAAAUAAUUAAAUUUUAUUAUGAUUUUAAAUCGCCAUUUAGUUAUCUAGCAUUAGAACCAGCAUUACAAUUAGAAAAAGACUAUCCGGUUCAAAUACGUUUUAUUCCAUGGCGAUUUCGAGCUGAAGAAACAUUUGGCGGAACCGUGGAACAACGAGAUAAACGUAAUUGGGAUAAAAUUCGAUAUGGCUAUUCAGAAUGUCGACGUUUUGCUAAUGAACGUGGCCUUAUUAUCCGUGGGCCACAACGGAUAUUUGAUUCAAGUAUGUCAUUAAUUGCUGGCUUAUAUGCUGAUAAAAAUCAAUUUUUUGAUCCGUUUGCUUCUCGUACAUUUGAAUUAUUUUUUAAACGUCAAUUAAAUAUUGAAAAUAUAGAUGAAAUUAUAAAACUUCUUUAUGAAACAUCAAGAAAAGAUAAAACACUUGAAGAAUUUUCUCAAGAUUUUCAAAAUUAUCUUAAUAAUCAAGGUCAACAAGAUUAUUUAAAUGCAGAAAAAGAAGCUGAGCAAGAUCAUGUAUUUGGUGUACCAAUGUUUAUUAUACGUGAUGAACCAUUUUGGGGGUAUGAUAGACUUUCAUGGGUUAGAAAAACAUUAGAUUCGCUUAAUUUAUAG
This is a messenger RNA of Rotaria socialis, 660 nucleotides long. Lineage: Eukaryota; Metazoa; Rotifera; Eurotatoria; Philodinida; Philodinidae. The record is from the annotation of a GenBank genome assembly.